Aspergillus steynii IBT 23096 is the source of this 1398-nucleotide messenger RNA. Its product is annotated as F-box protein. Gene Ontology annotation, molecular function: protein binding. NCBI's taxonomy places the organism in Eukaryota, Fungi, Ascomycota, Eurotiomycetes, Eurotiales, Aspergillaceae. The transcript has 3 exons. Bases 1 to 1398 code for a protein of 465 amino acids. The record is from RefSeq and is a predicted model, not a curated record.
AUGGGUUUUCAAUCCCUCCCCAAUGAAUUAUUGGAUAGGAUCGCGUACCAUGCCGAUCACGAGUCACUGCUGAAUCUGCGACUGGUCUGUCAGUCCCUAAGCGAUAUCUGCAGAAAAUGGCUGUUCCAGUAUACCUGCGUGGUGCCGACAGAUGAAAGCUGCGAGAGAUUUGAGAGCAUCCUCGAUCAUCCGGAACUCGCAUCAUGCGUGACAAAGGUAUACCUGGACACUACUAAAUGGGAUCAUGAGAUUGAAAUUGAAGAGUAUGAUAGCGACGACGAGGACAUAGAGUCCGAUAGCGACGGGGACGAAGAGUCUGAUAAACACCACGUGAAUGAGAUCUGGAUACCACGAUGGUAUAGCAAUCUUUUCAACCGGUUGGAAGAAUUACCCAGACUCCGCGGGGUUGUGCUACGUUUUCACCACGAGUGUCAGUCGCCUUUAUGGGUAGAAAUGAUGACGGAUAUCAUUCCCCAGGAGCCAAACUUCCGUCGCUAUGUCUUAAAACUAUUCAUGGAAUCUUUGGCUUUACUGCCUCAGCCUGUCCGGGAACUGGGUAUCCAUGAUCUGCAAAAUGUCAACCAGAGCAAGGAACAUAUCGUCGAAAAUAUCAGGAAGGUCCUAGGAGGGCUUGACACACUCCGACUAAAUAUCGCGAACGAACACAGCAAAUACUACAGGCCGCAGGAUCUGCAGCAAGACGAGCCCCACCGGUUCUUCUCGGAGCUUCCAUCAUUCUGGUUGAAGCCGACGUUGGCAAACCUUGAACAUCUCACUCUCAACUCGAGCAACUACUUCGGCUUCUAUCCGAAAUUCAACCCGACAGGGUUACACUUUCCCCGAAUUAAAACUCUCGCCUUCGGGCGUCUUGCCUUCAUUCAUGACUCGCAACUAGACUGGAUUUUAUCCCACGCCGAUACGCUCACGGAGCUGUACUUGGACAACUGUCCAAUUUUAUACGAAGUAUUAAUCCAUGACAAAGAACGAACAUACCUGGACCCAGCCUCGUUCGCUUCUAAAGAAGACCUGGGUGACAAGCACUACGCGACAUACGACAAGCGUUGGUAUGACUAUUUCAACGCCAUUAACGUCGGACUACCGCUUCUAAAACACUUCCGGUUUGGACGCUGCCCGUAUUGGCGGGAUGGGGAAUCGACUCCCUUCGAACAAGAACAAUACAUCAAGAUUAGCGCGCCGAGAGAUCGAUACAUGGUUUUUUGUGAUGGGGGUGAGUCUUCUCCGUAUAUGGAGACGACGAUAUAUCCCGAAGGAGUAAACCUAAGGACGCCACGUCCUGACUGCUAUGCCGAGGAUCAGAAGGCGUUAGAGACACUGUGUGCGAAAUUGGGACAGCAUGCAGAGUGUGAUCCCAUUGAAGAUGAAUUUCUACAUCCGUAG